CACUGGUUCUGCACGCAGCUUGUGCACGCCGAAAGGACCAUGGCGAGCGAUGACUGCCUCCACAAGAUCCAUCCUCGCCCGUCUCGUCUGCAUCGCUCAUGCCUCGACCGCGGUCUUGCUUGCUGCAUGCCUUUCUCGACCAGCUCCAGCCCCAGAGCCGCAUCGAUGUCUCCGACGCGGAAGGCAAGACGAGAACGAAACCACUCCCGUCCAUCCCCCACCACCCUGGCUCGAUUCCCGGGCUGGUCUGGGGCAAGGGUGGGGCUCGCGUCUUUCCUGUUCUCCUGGUCGGCGCUUUGGCUCGGCUGUCUUGUGGAUCAAUGUCGGCAGCCGAUCCGCGAGCCAACAUCUGGUCCCAGCAUCAACGGCCAACUUGCAUGCCCAUCGGGAUACCGCAUUGAAAUGCCUCGGAGGAUCCAAGUAGCAUCAGCAGCAGCAGCGGCAAGUGCACCCUUUUUUCUCUCCGGCAGCCCAGAAAGCAUUGGUUCUCAAAACACCCGUCGCCGCCCAGGCCAGCACGCCCGAACGAUAGCGAGCAUCCUCUGUGUGUCCCCUGGGCAGCACAAGCUUGGCGUUGUCGGAUACAGCGGCGCUCGUUCGGCUGCGAUGGUGCGGCUUUGCUGCCCAGAGUAACGGUGCCAGCGACAGCGAGCCUCCUUCCUCUCGCCGCCAAUCUUCAGGCCCUGGCCCGCCGGAACAGAAUGUGCGAGCACGGACGACGGCUUGCGGAACGAGAGCACCUCCACAUUCCUUCAACAGUGGUG
Polychytrium aggregatum is the source of this 764-nucleotide messenger RNA. RefSeq lists its product as uncharacterized. Bases 40 to 633 code for a protein of 197 amino acids. The record is from RefSeq and is a predicted model, not a curated record. Lineage: Eukaryota; Fungi; Chytridiomycota; Chytridiomycetes; Polychytriales. The transcript has a single exon.